CCGCCUUCAGCAAGCCGCAGGAUACCUGCGGGCCGCGCUGCGGGGCAGCUCCUCCUCCUCUCCGCCCCGCCGGCUGCGGGCCGGGAGGACGUCAGCGCUGCCAGCGUGGAAACCGCUGCGGGCCGCGGGAGGCGGAAGUAGUGCCCAGCACCGCGGGCCCAGCACCGGACGCCUCUGCCAUGGACGCCUCCCUGGAGAAGAUAGCAGACCCUACAUUAGCUGAAAUGGGAAAAAACUUGAAAGAGGCGAUGCGGAUGCUGGAGAAGAGCCCGAGAAGAACAGAGGAAGAAAAUGGGAAGAAGCCAGUAUCUGAGGAUAUUCCAGGGCCACUCCAAGGCAGUGGACAAGAUAUGGUGAGCAUCCUCCAGUUAGUUCAAAAUCUGAUGCAUGGAGAUGAAGAUGAGGAGCCCCAGAGCACCAGAAUCCAGAAUAUUGGAGAGCAAGGUCACAUGGCUUUGUUGGGCCAUAGCCUCGGUGCCUAUAUUUCAACUCUGGAUAAAGAGAAGCUGAGAAAACUUACAACCAGGAUACUGUCAGACACUACCUUAUGGCUACGCCGGAUUUUCAGGUACGAAAAUGGAUGUGCGUAUUUCCACGAGGAAGAGAGGGAAGGACUUGCUAAGAUCUGUAGGCUUGCCAUUCAUUCUCGCUAUGACGACUUUGUUGUGGAUGGAUUCAAUGUGUUAUAUAACAAAAAGCCUGUCAUAUAUCUUAGUGCUGCCGCUAGACCUGGCCUGGGCCAAUACCUUUGUAAUCAGCUUGGCUUACCCUUCCCCUGCCUGUGCCGUGUGCCCUGUAACACUAUGUUUGGAUCCCAGCAUCAGAUGGACGUUGCCUUUCUCGAGAAACUGAUCAAAGAUGACAUGGAAAGAGGAAGACUGCCCUUGCUGCUUGUUGCAAAUGCUGGAACCGCAGCAGUUGGACACACAGACAAGAUUGGACGUUUGAAGGACCUCUGUGAGCAGUACAGCAUUUGGCUUCAUGUGGAAGGUGUGAAUCUGGCAACAUUGGCUCUAGGUUAUGUCUCCUCAUCUGUGCUGGCUGCAACCAAGUGCGAUAGCAUGACACUGACUCCUGGCCUAUGGCUAGGUUUGCCAGCUGUUCCUGCAGUGACACUCUACAAACAUGACGAUCCUGCCUUGACACUAGUUGCUGGUCUUACAUCAAAUAAACCUGCAGACAAACUCCGAGCCCUGCCACUCUGGUUGUCUCUACAGUACUUGGGACUCGAUGGCAUUGUGGAGAGAAUAAAGCAUGCUUGUCAGCUGAGUCAACGGUUGCAAGAAAGUUUGAAGAAAGUGGACCACAUCAAAAUCUUGGUGGAAGAUGAGCUCAGUUCUCCAGUAGUGGUGUUCAGAUUUUUCCAGGAAUUAUCAGCCUCGGAUCCAGCAUUUAAAGCUGUUCCUGUAUCCAACACAGCACCUGCAGCAGUUGGCCGGGAAAGACACUCCUGUGAUGCACUGAACCGCUGGCUAGGAGAACAGUUGAAACAGUUGGUGCCUCAGUGUGGCCUCACUGUCAUAGACCUGGAGGUAGAUGGCACAUGUGUUCGGUUCAGCCCUCUGAUGACAGCAGAAGUGUUAGGGACUCGAGGAGAGGAUAUAGAUCAACUCAUCACCUGCAUCCAGAGCAAACUGCCAGUCCUGACCUGUACACUACAGCUACGGGAAGAGUUCAAGCAGGAGGUAGAGGGGACAGCAGGGCUCCUAUAUGUCGAUGACCCCAACUGGCCUGGAAUCGGGGUUGUCAGGUAUGAGCAUGCUAAUGAUGAUGACACCAGUUUGAAAUCUGAUCCAGAGGGGGAAAAAAUACACACCGGACUUCUGAAAAAGUUAAAUGAACUGGAAUCUGACCUCACAUUUAAAAUAGGCCCUGAGUACAAAAGCAUGAAGAGCUGCAUUUACAUUGGCAUGGCAAGUGACGAUGUGGACGUUUCUGAGCUAGUGGGGACCAUUGCAGUCACAGCCCGGGAAAUUGAGGAGAACUCAAGGCUCCUAGAGAACAUGACAGAAGUUGUUCGGAAGGGAAUUCAGGAGGCCCAGGUUCAGCUACAGAAGGCAAAUGAAGAGCGGCUUCUGGAAGAGGGAGUGUUGCGGCAAAUCCCUGUAGUAGGAUCCGUGCUGAAUUGGUUUUCUCCAGUCCAGGCUUCACAAAAGGGAAGAAGUUUUAACUUAACAGCAGGCAGUCUGGAGUCCACAGAAUACACCUAUGUCCACAAAGUACAAGGUACUGGAGUGACACCACCUCCCACACCCUUAGGCACUCGAAGCAAACAGAGGCUUCCAGGUCAGAAGCCUUUUAAAAGGUCCCUGAGAGGCUCGGAUGCUGUGAGUGAGACCAGCUCAGUCAGCCACAUUGAAGACCUGGAAAAGGUGGAGCAGCUGUCCAGUGGGCUAGAGCAUGACAACCUAGAGGCCCACAGCCUGGAGCAGCCUCCCAGGGCUGCUGACCUCACGGCCAGACAGACUGAGACCCUGCAGAACAAGGCCCAGCAUCAGGAAGAUGACCAUUCACAGGUAGAGGAGCUAGAGCGCUUAAGAUAAAGCUCAGUAGUACUGGGCUGGAGGCUGUUCUAACUGUCAUUUCAGGGAAGGUGAAGUUCUCUUGAAGAUGUGAACUAUGCCACAUGUUAAUAUGAUAAAAACUUCUCUUGUUUGUGCUGAACUGGGGGUUUUGCACAGACACAUGUCAGAAAAGCGGGCUUUCCAGGGGGCAAUUAAUUAUUUUAUCUGUAAGUAGGACAAAUGACAAUUGACUAUUUUGGCCUGUCCAACAUAGGCAUACCCUUUCUUCCUGUACCACACAUUUUGUACUGAGAGAACCGUGGACUUCAAGCACCUGCCACUUGAAACACUGCUCUCAUGUCUCUGAAUCUAAUCGUGAUGAAGCUGUAUACAGUGACUCUCCAGGUUCUCUUCCAUCGGUCUUAGCUCUGUAGGUCAGCCAAGUUGUGGGAGAUGCCUGCCUCACUGGUUGGCAUCAGGGAAUGGGUUUCACUGGGACCCUGAGUAAGAGCAUCAGGAGCUCCUCUGCUUCUGUGCCCACUGCUGCUUUCCCUGGAGCCUGAGUAAGGACUGUCCACAUGAGCUGUGGCACUGGGACCAUCCCUUGCUGCACCUUUUCUCCCUUACACAUCCUUUGUAAACAAAUGUAAGGACUCACCUGUUAAUAGUAACUAACUCUAAGAUCUCUUCCUGACCAUAUUUAAGUAUAUUUUUAAACACUGGUAAUGCUUUUAAGUUGGUGCCCAGUGUGCACUGUGCUUGUGUCUAUUUGGGACAGAAAGCCACCAUGACGAGUUCAAUGUCGUCUGCUGUGCAGCACGGUAAGGCUGAAGCAAACACGCCUUUGGCCUGCUUCUCAUGGUGUGGUUGUAGCUUCUCUUCUACUUGAAGCUCACCCUGGGCCCAGCUCAGGAAAGAGCCAGAGAAGUCGCCUCUUCCAGGCUAACAAGCCAGAGCUUGCUGCCUCAUUCCUGUCCAUUUCUAUUUCCCCCAAGUACUGUAUCACUUGUGGUACCCUAAGCUGCCCCACCCCGUGCCUUUCUAGUCCCUAAAAGUCAAACAGUGGAAGAUGCUAAGAUGGUGUUCCUGCAGCCUGCAGUGUUAGAGCCUUAGUUACACCACAUGAAGCCUAUAAUUACAGAGUUCACCGGGGUGAUUGCUGAAAGCUGCCCCUUGUCAACAUGCAGUCUUUUUCCCUUUUUGGGGUGUAAAUGAUUAAAUACAGUCUUCCCUGUUUAUUUGGUGCAAUGAAGUAUGGUAGGUGACAUGGGGGAAGGGGUAAAUUAUUACCUUUAACAAGAUUGAUUUUUAAAUGUUUUUGUACAUUUGGAAUUGUUACCUUGGUUUUGCUGCAACAGAACUUACCUUGAGACUCUAUCUGAUGUUGGCUUAAAUAAAGGCUCUUGAAAUU
Molecule: messenger RNA, 3915 nt
Organism: Mus pahari (shrew mouse)
Lineage: Eukaryota; Metazoa; Chordata; Mammalia; Rodentia; Muridae
Gene: Pdxdc1
Product: pyridoxal dependent decarboxylase domain containing 1
Exons: 23
Coding region: 180-2543 (787 amino acids)
Biological process (GO): carboxylic acid metabolic process
Cellular component (GO): intracellular membrane-bounded organelle
Molecular function (GO): pyridoxal phosphate binding; carbon-carbon lyase activity
Source: RefSeq, a predicted model, not a curated record